AUGGAUACCGGAAUGAAACACCGACGAAAAGUCAGAAUUCUUAAGCUCUGGCAAGUCAGGGCUCUCCGAAACAAGCGCACGCCGCUCCCAGAGCACCCGAAUGAGACACCGUGGGAGGAAUUGAAAGAUCGAAAUCUUGUUGUUGUACUAGCUGAACUGACUUCUCCGAGCAAAUCAGAGCAUCCUGACACGCCAAAGACUCCCACUGAGGUUUCCUCGUAUUACCGGCGCUGGACGCCUGAGGAAAUAAAUCUCCUCGUAAAGCUGAAGGAAGAUGGGCUGUCAUGGAAGAAUAUAGAGGUGAUUUGCAAGACCACUCGACGAAUGCCUCCCUCGGCACGAACAGAAACAACCGCUAAUCUCAACUCUAUGAUCAUAGGCUCACUUCCCCACAAGGACAGCCGCGGGCGUACGGCAGUCUUACUGGAAGAAUCGUCACAUGCUCCAUAG
Clonostachys rhizophaga is the source of this 450-nucleotide messenger RNA. NCBI's taxonomy places the organism in Eukaryota, Fungi, Ascomycota, Sordariomycetes, Hypocreales, Bionectriaceae. The record is from the annotation of a GenBank genome assembly.